Neomonachus schauinslandi (Hawaiian monk seal) is the source of this 2665-nucleotide messenger RNA. RefSeq names its product tyrosine kinase non receptor 1 (gene TNK1). Lineage: Eukaryota; Metazoa; Chordata; Mammalia; Carnivora; Phocidae. Bases 58 to 2046 code for a protein of 662 amino acids. Gene Ontology annotation, molecular function: ATP binding; transmembrane receptor protein tyrosine kinase activity; protein binding. The transcript has 12 exons. Gene Ontology annotation, cellular component: basal plasma membrane; signaling receptor complex. Gene Ontology annotation, biological process: positive regulation of kinase activity; multicellular organism development; protein phosphorylation. The record is from RefSeq and is a predicted model, not a curated record.
UACCCUGGGCAAUGUGUUGAGGUGGGUGCGUCAUCCUCAGGGAUUCCUUGUGCAGACAUGCUCCCCGAGGUGGGUUCGCUGUGGCUGCUUCGGCUGCUCCGGGACAUCCAGCUGGCCCAGUUUUACCGACCCAUCCUCGAGGAACUUAAUGUUACCCGGCCGGAGCACUUCGAUUUUGUCAGGCCCGAGGACCUGGAUGGCAUUGGCAUGGGCCGGCCUGCCCAGCGCAGACUGGCCGAAGCUCUGAAGAAGCACCGUUCGGGGCUCAAGUCAAAGAACUGGGUCUACAAGAUCCUUGGGGGUUUUGCACCUGAGCAGAAGGAGACCACCCCAGCUCCAAACAGCCCCCGGUCCCUCCCUGAGCCGGAGGGGGGACUCAAGUGUCUGAUCCCGGAUGGUGCUGUGUGCAGAGGGGAGCUGCUGGGCUCUGGCUGCUUUGGAGUGGUUCACCGAGGGCUGUGGACACUGCCUGGCGGCCAGAGUGUCCCAGUGGCUGUCAAAUCCCUCCGGGUGGGUCCUGAAGGCCCCGUGGGCACAGAGCUGGGGGACUUCCUUCGAGAGGUGUCCAUCAUGAUGAACUUGGAGCACCCACACGUGCUGCGCCUGCACGGCCUCGUACUGGGCCAACCCCUGCAGAUGGUGAUGGAGCUGGCGCCCCUGGGCUCCCUGCACGCGCGCCUGACCGCCCGGGCCCCGACCCCCCCGCUGCCCGUGGCCCUGCUCUGCCUCUUCCUGCGGCAGCUGGCGGGGGCCAUGGCGUACCUGGGGGCCCGCGGGCUGGUGCACCGAGACCUCGCCACACGCAACCUGCUGCUGGCCUCCCCGCGCACCAUCAAGGUGGCCGACUUCGGGCUGGUGCGGCCGCUGGGCGGCGCCCGGGGCCGCUACGUCAUGGGCGGGCCCCGCCCCAUCCCCUACGCCUGGUGUGCGCCGGAGAGCCUGCGCCAGGGGGCCUUCUCUUCUGCGUCGGACGUGUGGAUGUUUGGGGUGACGCUGUGGGAGAUGUUCUCCGGGGGCGAGGAGCCGUGGGCCGGGGUCCCGCCGUACCUCAUCCUGCAGUGGCUGGAGCAGGACCAGGCCCGGCUGCCUCGGCCUCCCCUCUGCUCCAGGGCGCUCUACGCCCUGGCCUUGCGCUGCUGGGCCCCCCACCCCGCCGACCGGCCUAGCUUUUCCUACCUGGAGGAGCUGCUUCAAGAGGCCUGGCCUCCUGAGGGACAUUGUGUGCGGGAUGUCACGGAGCCAGGUGCCCUAAGGAUGCAGACUGGUGACCCCAUCACCAUCAUCGAGGGCAGCCCUGACUCUGCAGCCUGGAAGGGCCAGAACGGCCGCACGUUCAAGGUGGGCAGCUUCCCAGCCUCGGCAGUGACGCUGGCAGAUGCGGGGGGCUCACCAGCCACCCGUCCAGUCCACAGGGUCUCCCCUGCCCAGGGGGAGCGACAUCAGGGAAGCGUAGAUGGGGACAGAGGGAAGGCAAAGCUUCGGGAUUUACCUCCAGCACGGGGCCAGAGAAGGAAUGUGCCCCUGCAGAGGAUGAAAGUCAUUUCCAAGAGUCUGGAGUCCGUUCUGUCCCCGGGCCCCCGCCCCACAGGGGGUGGUUCGAGCCCCCCCGAACUUCGUCAUGCCAGAGCCGUGCCCCAGGGACCCCCAGGCCUGCCAUCCCGCCCUCCCUUUGCCUCCAGCCCUUCUCAGCCCAGCCAGCCCCCCAGGGAGCGGCCUCCCUGGCCCAAAAGGGAACCCCCCCACAGCCAUCCCUCGGGGGCGCCUGGAGCUAGCAAAGUCACUGUCCCCGCUGGAGGCCUCUUGCCCGACCCCGAGUUGCAGAGGAGGAUUGUGGAGGUGGAGCUGAGCGUGCAUGGAGUCACCCACCAGGAGUGCCAGGCAGCACUGAGGGCCACUGGGGGAGACGUGGUUUCUGCCAUCCGGAACCUCAAGGUGGACCAGCUCUUCCAUCUGAGUAGCCGGUCCAGAGCGGACUGCCGACGCAUCCUGGAGCACUACCAGUGGGAUCUCUCCGCCGCCAGUCGCUAUAUCCUGGCCCGGCCCUGAGCGCUGCCCCCUUGGGCGGGGAUACCAGCCUGGAUCGAGGGCCUGGCCCUGCGGGACCAAGCAGAACCAGAACCUGGUCCUACCAGGGCAGAAUUUCCCACCCGGGGAGAUCGUGUGGUGGGCAGGUACAGGAGGAGCCCGGCGUCGGGCACUGACCAGCGUCUCCUCCCGUGCCCCUUGGCCUCUGAGGGCUCCAGCUCCCUUGGCUGGUUCAUAGAAGGAUCUAGUCCAGUCUGCCUACCACAUUCCCAACCAAGAGAACUUGGAGGGACGGAGCUGCCCCACAUCACACGCACAGGAAGCUUCCACUUGCUACAGAGGACCUCAGGAGCAGCCAUUCCGAACGGCGGUCAGCUACCACACUGGCCUCUGGGGGGGCAGCCAUCUUGGAUGGUAGAAGCAACCACACUGAUUUGGGGUACGUGGCCCAAACUGCCUUAGCCCUGUCCAGGGCCGUGAUGGAGGAUGUCGUUGCCCUCUUGAACUCCAGGACACUGGAUCUUGGCAGCCUGGAUGAUGAAACGGGCCGGCCCCCACCCCAGCCCAGCUGUCCUGUUUCCCUUGGUUUCUUCCCGCACCAGCUCUUCUACUCUCUCCCAUUACAUACAUCUUCCAGUAU